AUGUUGUUUUCUACACUUGGGCGCGCUGCCCUUGCUGCUGCCGCGUUUGCGACAUGCUCGUUUGCACAAAGCUCAAAAGACGAUGAUCUCGGCCAAUCCACCUUUGUCGCCCCGGAAAACAAUGUCGCCUUUGGCUUCACCGUCCCCGAAAACAGCGGCGAGGACAUCUUCUUCACGAUGCGGGCCCCCAUCGACCGCACAUGGGCCGCCAUUGGCAUCGGCCAGGAUCGAAUGGCCGGUAGCUUGAUCUUCAUGAUCUAUCGCGACGAGACGGGCAACAAUGUCACCUUCUCACCUCGCAUAGCUUACGGAAACUACGAGCCGACGUACUACAACAAUAUGCAGUGGGACGUUCUUGCCGGGACGGGUGUGUUCAACAAUUCCAUGUACUUCAGUGCGCGAUGCACUGCCCACUGCAGGAGCUGGGUGGGAGGAUGGAUCGAUGUCUCGAACGAGAACCAAAAGGCCAUUUAUGCUGUCGGGCCCAAAGGAAGCUUCUUCUCGAAUAAGCAGGACACGUCUGUCAAGUUCCACGAGGAGUUUGGCCGCUUCACACUCAACAUGAAGCGCACAGUUGGCCCCGGCGACGCGCCCGUGCUCAAGGACAGCUCCGUCAAUGAGGGCACAACCCAAGUCUCUGCCAACGAUGGCCGGAGAGACUACAAGUCCAUCUUCCAUGCGGUUCUGAUGGUGGGCUCCUUGGUUUUCCUCAUUCCUUUCGGUGCCAUCCUCCUUCGCUUUGGAAACAUGGUCAGGUGGCACGCCCUCAACCAAGGUGUUGCUUUGGUUAUCGUUCUCAUUGGUUUCGUGCUCGGAGUUCUAACCAGCUUCUGGUACUCACGUUCUCGUGGUUUCAAGUCAGCACAUCAGAUCAUCGGCUUCAUCGUGGUUGGCUUCCUCUUGGGUCAAUUCGCCAUUGGCUUUCUGCAUCACCAAAAGUACAAGAAGACGCAGCGCGAUACACUAUACAAGGUUGUUCACCAGUGGCUUGGUCGCAUUACGAUUGCUCUUGGCACUUUCAACGCAUUCUUGGGCUUCUCAUUCGCCUUGAACCGCCGGUUCAAUUACUUCCUCGCUGCAUUCAUCAUCCUCAUGCUUCUUGUCUCGCUGUUCUUCACCUUCGGAGGCAAGUGGGUCCGCGGCCGGCUGCCCGCUAAGUUCGGCAACCAAGGAACGGGCGGGUACAACCCGGAGCCUUGGAGACAAGCACCUCCGCAAGGCGGAUACGCAUACACCGGUGCCGCUCCUCCUGCCUACCAGCCGCCUUCUCAUCAGAACCAAAGCGUCGGUCUGACAAGCAUGGUGGCGGAUCCCACGCAACCGACGAAAGAGAGGAGUGGUAGCCGCGACUACCGGAACAACGACUUGGGUUCUGCGCACCAACCGCGCGAGAUGGUGUAA
Colletotrichum abscissum is the source of this 1401-nucleotide messenger RNA. RefSeq lists its product as uncharacterized. The record is from RefSeq and is a predicted model, not a curated record. The transcript is spliced from 4 exons. NCBI's taxonomy places the organism in Eukaryota, Fungi, Ascomycota, Sordariomycetes, Glomerellales, Glomerellaceae. The coding region runs from base 1 to 1401 and encodes 466 amino acids.